GUCCCCGUCCUCGCCUCCUCAACACAACCCAAGCUCCCUCUCCUCCUUCUCUUCCCUCCAAUCUUCCAUCCUCGAAGAAGAGAGUAGUUCCUACAGCUCGAGGCUUCGAUCGGAUCAUCGGCUCGGUGUUCAGCUUCCAGCAGCAGCAGCAAAGACAGUCAGACAGAGAGAUGACGAAGCAGAGCGUGGUGGUGCCGGAGCUGGCCCUGGCGAUGCCGCCCAACUCGGCGGCGCUGUACCCGUACCCGCCGCCGCGGGCCAUGCCGGGGGUGGCCGUGCGCAAGAAGUACCUGCAGGCGCAGAUGGAGCUCGGCUCCGGCCUCAUCAACGGCUGGGUCGAGUCCAUGCGCGCCUCCUCGCCCACCCACGCCAAGGCCGCCGCCGCGCUCGCCGCCGUCGACGACGAUCACACCGCCUGGAUGGUGAAGCACCCGUCGGCGCUCAGCAAGUUCGACCAGAUCGUGGCCGCGUCCAAGGGCAAGCGCAUCGUCAUGUUCCUUGACUACGACGGCACGCUGUCCCCCAUCGUUGACGACCCCGACGCCGCCUUCAUGAGCGACACGAUGCGGCUGGCGGUGCGGAGCGUCGCCAGGCAGUUCCCGACGGCGAUCGUCAGCGGGCGGUGCCGCGACAAGGUGUUCGAUUUCGUGAAGCUGGCGGAGCUCUACUACGCCGGCAGCCAUGGCAUGGACAUCAAGGGGCCCGCUAAAGCCUCCCGGCACACCAAGGCUAAGGCCAAAGGAGUUCUCUUUCAGCCGGCGAGCGAGUUCCUGCCCAUGAUAGAACAGGUGCACGAAUCUCUGAUGGAAAAGACCAAGUGCAUAGCUGGAUCCAAGGUGGAGAACAACAAGUUCUGCGUGUCUGUCCACUUCAGAUGCGUAGACGAAAAGGACUGGAGCCCGUUGGCGGACAUCGUGAAGGCGGUGCUCAAGGACUACCCCAAACUGAAGCUCACACAAGGAAGGAAGGUGCUCGAGAUCCGGCCCACAAUCAAGUGGGACAAGGGCAAGGCUCUGGAGUUCCUCUUGGAGUCGCUGGGGUUCGCCGACUGCAGCAACGUGCUGCCGGUGUACAUCGGCGACGACCGCACGGACGAGGACGCCUUCAAGGUGCUGCGCAAGCGAGGCCAGGGCAUCGGCAUCCUCGUGUCCAAGCACGCCAAGGACACCAACGCCUCCUACUCGCUGCAGGAGCCCGCCGAGGUGAUGGAGUUCCUGCUGCGGCUCGUCGAGUGGGAUCGCCUCUCCAAGUCUCGCCCCAGGUGGUGAUGGACGGAUGGAUCCAUGGACAACGAAGACGACGACUCAUUAACCGAUCGAGUUAAUUAAUUACUCCCCGGCGACCAACUAGGAGGAGAUUAUCGAGUGUUGAUUAGCAGUAUAGAUGCAUAACUACUAUGGGUGAUUAACUAGAGGGAGCGUAUCAUCUCUAUUACUUAGCUCCUGUCCUGUCCUGUCCUGUGCUGUCCUUGUAUCUUGCUGUGCGCUGUCAAUGUGCACGCGUGCGUAUCUGCGCGCCUCCCUUCUUUUUCUGGGAGGUGCCUUGCGGGUGGUUGCUAGCGAUCUGGCGGCGCAGGAAGAUGUAAUUAUGGCUUCCCAAGUUCUGGUUAUGUCUGUACAAGGGUAUGUUAUAUAUGAUGAAAUGAAGAGCAAGGGAAGAGCAGAAUUGCCCUCUUUUUCUUCA
This is a messenger RNA of Brachypodium distachyon (stiff brome), 1683 nucleotides long. RefSeq names its product probable trehalose-phosphate phosphatase 6. The transcript is spliced from 10 exons. Gene Ontology annotation, molecular function: trehalose-phosphatase activity. NCBI's taxonomy places the organism in Eukaryota, Viridiplantae, Streptophyta, Magnoliopsida, Poales, Poaceae. The record is from RefSeq and is a predicted model, not a curated record. Gene Ontology annotation, biological process: trehalose biosynthetic process. The coding region runs from base 171 to 1268 and encodes 365 amino acids.